AUGGCUGAUUUCCUCACGAGGUUGCCGGCCCCCCGCGCCUCUCGUCUGUGCGUCUCAGAUGCUUCUCUCGGUUCUUAUUCUUUGUCUACUGCGCCCAUUCGUCCUUUGAAAUCUACCAGCAACAAUAAAAGCAGCAUUUCUAUACCCCCUUAUCUUCAUCGCCAAGGUUUUGUGCCAAAAUGCGAAGAAGACUUCGGAGGCGGUGGCUCCUACCCCGAAAUAUUCGUCGCUCAGUUUCCGCUGGGCAUGGGCAAAAAUAUGGAUGGAGGCCUCUCCAGCUCGACGCUUCCACUGCAAGUGGGAGCAGACGGCCGCCUUGCUUACGAUUUGGUCGUUAGACAUGGUUCAAAUAAAGCAGUCGUCUAUACAGGCCCAGAAAGCGCCAAUGGAUUGCAGCUGCAGGGAGCUGCAGCAGCAGCAGCACGGGAAAUACCCGGCAAAGAAGAAGAGGAAAAAGAAUUGCUGAAAACCAAACAAGCCAUCGAAAAAGAACUCGAAAAGAAAAGCAACGCUGGAAGAGCACAGCCCCAACAUAGAGAAGCAGAAUUCGUCAGAUAUACCCCAGCUAAAAUGGUAGAAGGGCAUAACAGUGGCUGCGCGCAGCGGCUGCUACGACUUGAGGACUUACCCGUUGAUCCUUUGGAGCCCCCUCGCUUUAAACACAAAAGGGUGCCAGCAGCUCGUUUCUCUCCUCCUCCUCCUGUUUUGCAUUCUCCUACAAGGAAACUUACGCUGCAGGACCAGCAGGACUGGAAGAUUCCCCCUUGCGUCAGCAACUGGAAAAACCAAAAGGGGUAUACAAUACCUCUUGAUAAGCGUGUUGCUGCAGACGGCAGAAACUUGCAAGAUGUGUCAGUGAACGACAAAUUUGCAUCCCUUUCCGAAGCACUUUACAUAGCGGAACGGCAGGCUAGAGAAGAGAUUAGACUCCGCAACGAAGUUAAAAAACAAAAGAAAAUCCGCGAAGAAGAACUCAGAGAACAGCAACUCAGACAACUCGCCGCUCAGGCGAGAGCAGAAAGAGCCCAGUUGCUGCAGCAGUCGAGGCGCGCUGCUGGGGCGGAUGCGGAAGAGGAGGCAGAACGGCAGCAACGAGAACAAGUGGCGAGGGAAAGAGAGAAAGACAUUGAACGCGCAGUUCGCCUGGAGAGAAGCAGAGGAAAACGCCGAGAUGAUUCUCAAAGAGACAUCAGCGAGUUGGUGGCCUUGGGGCUGCCGGUGGACGCGAAGAAACAACGCACCGACUCCAUGUUUGAUGCGCGUCUCUUCAACCAAGCAGGGGGAACUGACUCGGGAUACAAAGGAGGAGAAGACGACACAUACAACUUGUAUGAUCGCCCCCUGUUUGCCCAACGAGGAGGUGCAGGGAUUUAUCAAUUCAGCCGCGACAGGUUUUCGAGUUCUGUCGGGGAAAACUCGGAAUUGGCUUCGUUUGCUGGUGCUGAUAAAACAAGGUACACGAGGACGGGCCCGGUGGAAUUCGAAAAGGACGUGUCAGAUCCGUUUGGCCUGGACAAUCUUCUUUCCGAGGCCCACAAGAAGUAA
Eimeria acervulina is the source of this 1545-nucleotide messenger RNA. RefSeq lists its product as hypothetical. Gene Ontology annotation, biological process: mRNA splicing, via spliceosome. Gene Ontology annotation, cellular component: spliceosomal complex. The coding region runs from base 1 to 1545 and encodes 514 amino acids. NCBI's taxonomy places the organism in Eukaryota, Apicomplexa, Conoidasida, Eucoccidiorida, Eimeriidae. The transcript is spliced from 11 exons. The record is from RefSeq and is a predicted model, not a curated record.